Drosophila hydei is the source of this 1091-nucleotide messenger RNA. Its product is annotated as enoyl-CoA delta isomerase 1, mitochondrial-like. Gene Ontology annotation, biological process: fatty acid beta-oxidation. The record is from RefSeq and is a predicted model, not a curated record. Bases 80 to 934 code for a protein of 284 amino acids. Gene Ontology annotation, cellular component: mitochondrion. NCBI's taxonomy places the organism in Eukaryota, Metazoa, Arthropoda, Insecta, Diptera, Drosophilidae. Gene Ontology annotation, molecular function: enoyl-CoA hydratase activity. The transcript has 4 exons.
UCGCUGGCGGCAAGGGAAACAAGGGAAUGGAACGAGCUUAUUUCUUCUUCUUAUAGCGCGAUCCACACAUGUCGCUAAAAUGCUGCGUAGCCAAACAAAACUAUUGGGCUUGGGCAGGCGCCAACUGCUUGGCGUAAGGAGAUGCCAGACAAAAGCAAAUGUAUCCAAUCUGACCUUGGUUGAGGUAGAUGACAAGACUGGUAUUGCUACGCUAACUCUAAAUAGACCACCUGUAAACAGUUGCAAUUUGGACCUAUUGCUGGAGCUAAACGAGAACAUUAAGCAGAUCGAGUGCAAUAAAAGUCGCGGACUGAUACUGACAUCGUCCAACGAUAAGGUGUUCUCAUCUGGACUGGAUCUAAACGAAUUGUACAAACCUAACCAGGAACGUUUGGUAGCAUUCUGGACAGCAUUGCAUGACAUGUGGCUGUCUCUGUACCAAUGCAGUGUACCCACAGCAGCUGCUAUCAAUGGUCAUGCCAUUGCCCUCGGUUGUGUUUUGUCUGCAGCUUGUGAGUAUCGAGUCAUGCUGCCCGGCUUCAGCAUUGGUAUCCAUGCCACAAAGUUUGGCUACGUAGUGCCGCAUUUUAUAUUGAUUUCGUAUUUGAGUGUAUUGCCGCGACGCAUAGCUGAACGAGCGCUACUCCAGGGCAAGCUGUUCAGUACCGAAGAAGCGCUGAAUGUGAAUUUAGUGGAUGAGGUGGUCGACAGCAAAGUUGAAGCAUUAUGCAAAUGUGCCGAAUUCAUUAACAGCUUUAAGCACACACAACCGGCUGCUCGAGCGCUGACCAAGAAACAGUUUCGUGCGCAAGACGUGCAGGUGCUGAUUAACGAUCCUGAAGGUCAAUUACGCGAAGCUUUGGACUAUAUAAAUAAGCCGUUGUUUCAAGAAGGUUUAGGAGAGCAUCUCCGUAACCUGAAGGGCAAGGACUGAAAGUGAUGUUCCAUGUGAAACUUACUGUGUUAAUCUAUGCAUUUAUAAGGGUAGGGGUUUAUGACGAUAACAGUGUCACCUGUUUCUGUAAGCAAAUGUUUUUGUUAUAUUUUAAAUAUACAUGUUAUUAAAACUAUUGUAGCUCUUUCAGCAAAGU